This is a messenger RNA of Gossypium raimondii (Peruvian cotton), 1293 nucleotides long. RefSeq names its product MYB-like transcription factor EOBI. Gene Ontology annotation, cellular component: nucleus. The transcript is spliced from 3 exons. The record is from RefSeq and is a predicted model, not a curated record. Lineage: Eukaryota; Viridiplantae; Streptophyta; Magnoliopsida; Malvales; Malvaceae. Bases 194 to 1108 code for a protein of 304 amino acids. Gene Ontology annotation, molecular function: catalytic activity; DNA-binding transcription factor activity; sequence-specific DNA binding. Gene Ontology annotation, biological process: regulation of DNA-templated transcription.
UAAGGGGGUCACAUGUGCAGAAACUCCAAUUGGUGUUGUAUGCUUUUUUCUCGUUUUCUACUUUCUAGGUGUUGUUUGGAACAUUGUUUUAGACCCCUUUGAAGCCUAUAAAUUUGAGUUCACUAUGUAGCUUCACCUUCAAAAUUUGCCCAUAAUAACAAUAGCUUUGAGCCUUUUUAUCAAACACAAAAAUAUGAGAGCAGCUAUGCCUCCUAUUAAUACAAAGAACAUGUCUACUCCUCUAGAAGAGGAGAGUGAGCUGAGAAGAGGACCAUGGACCCUUGAAGAGGAUACUCUCCUAACACAUUACAUUGCUCGUCAUGGAGAAGGGCGUUGGAAUAUGUUGGCAAAAUGUGCAGGUCUCAAGAGAACUGGUAAAAGUUGCAGGCUAAGGUGGCUGAAUUAUUUAAAACCAGACAUUAAGCGUGGAAACCUGACUCCCCAAGAACAGCUCUUGAUUCUUGAACUUCAUUCCAAAUGGGGAAACAGGUGGUCGAAAAUUGCACAGCAUCUUCCUGGAAGAACUGACAAUGAGAUCAAGAACUACUGGAGAACAAGGGUGCAAAAACAGGCACGCCAACUGAAUAUCGAGUCCAACAGCCAGAGAUUCCUUGAUGCGGUUCGAUGUUUUUGGAUGCCAAGAUUGGUUCAAAAAGUGGAGCAGGCCUCACCUUCUUCCUCCUCCUCCUCCUCUUCUUCUUACUUGAAAGAAAUGUGCACCCAAAGCUCAGUUCCUUCUCAAUUAUCUAGCUGCUGCACAGUCCCUUCAUUCCCAACAGUUUCCCCACUUGCAAACAAAACCACAGACAUUUCAAAUUCAAGUUCAGUCACCACCCAGAACAUUUGUCCCACAGAUUCCAUCAACAAUAUUUCAGACCAAACUGAAAUUCCCCAACACCUAACAGGUUCCAACGUAUAUGGCCAUACAACUCUUGACCAAUGUUACAAUAUCGACAGCAAUGAUUAUGGCAUGGAGGGUAUCAGCUUUGCAUCUAUGUCAGGUGUAGGCUUCUAUGAAGGAACCCCAUCUGAAGGCAACUGGAUGUGUAAUGAGAUGAGUGAUGAUUUGUGGAACAUGGAUGACAUAUGGCAGCUUAGAUCUAUAUAACCAGUGGCAGGGGGGAAUCAAUACUUGUAUCAGAAAUCAAGCAUUAUUGAAGUGAUUAACAAUAAAGAGAUUACUCUGUAGUAUUACUGCUAUUGUUAGUGUAUAUUAGUCUUAUCUGGAUAUUAUCAUUUCAUAUAUAAAAAUAAUUUAUUCAAUUUCUACGAGGAAAUCAAAUUGAUUGCACC